Molecule: messenger RNA, 1011 nt
Organism: Achroia grisella
Lineage: Eukaryota; Metazoa; Arthropoda; Insecta; Lepidoptera; Pyralidae
Gene: mRpL16
Product: large ribosomal subunit protein uL16m
Exons: 5
Coding region: 220-957 (245 amino acids)
Biological process (GO): mitochondrial translation
Cellular component (GO): ribosome; mitochondrial large ribosomal subunit
Molecular function (GO): rRNA binding; structural constituent of ribosome
Source: RefSeq, a predicted model, not a curated record
UGGACUAUUUUAUGGCAUAGUUCCCUUUGCCUUUCGCAAAAUAUAGAAAGAUAAAAAAAAACAUUUCAAUUAAUUAUUUUUAUAUUUAUUUCAUUUCAUCUUCGCCUGUCCAAAUUGGACCAAUUUUAAAACAAUUAUUUCAUUUCACCUCGUAUUUAUUUAGUUAUUCUUUAAAUUUGAUUUCUAUUAAUGCAUUAAUAAAGUACAGAAAGCCUACCCAUGUCUUCAAAAAUGUUAAUACGACCAUUUCAAUGGUCGAUAGGUUUUCUGCGACCACAUAAUGUGGAACAUACAAUGUCUGUUGGAAUUAAAUAUUUCGCACCUCCAAAAAACUAUGACGACAUUGAAAUACCUGAACGGCAAAGGCUUCGUGUAUUUGACAAAGUACCAAUGUAUCCUUCAAAUUUGAAACCACCAAAGAUGCAGAAACGACUAAGGUAUAUGAGAGGUCCUGAACCAUUACAUACUACACUACAACUGAAGCAGUAUGGUGUUGUUGCAACUGGUGGUGGCAGAUUGCGUUUCGAACAUUUUGAAAUGGCACGUCUGGUAGUUGCUCGAAAAUUAGACCAGAAAAGAAUGUUUGCCAUUUGGCGUGUAGAUCCGCCAUGGCAGCCUGUCACUAAAAAGGGACAGGGCCAGCGAAUGGGUGGUGGCAAAGGUGCUAUAGAUCAUUAUGUAACCCCUAUAAAGGCUGGCAGAGUCAUUUUAGAAGUUGCUGGCAAAUGUGAAUAUGCUGAGGUAUAUAAUAUGUUGAAAAUAGUAGCUGAAAGAUUACCAUUCAAAGCUGAAGCUGUAUCCCAAGAAAUAUUAGAAAAAAAAGCACUUGAAGAGAAAUGGAAAGAGGAAAAUAACCAGAAUCACUACACUAUGAAAUACAUUAUACAGAAUAAUAUGGGAGGUUGUCAUAGAAUGCUUUCACCAUUCGAUCAUGUAUGGCAUGGUAAAUAUUUAUAAAUAUUGUAUAUUAUUCGAUAUUAUGGAUAUGUUUAGUUCAAAUAUAAUAGUUAU